CAUCACAUCAUCCGCAGCGGCCUACUUUUCGUCGCUGUGAGAUGACGGAGCGGGUCGGCGUGUAAACAUGGAGGAGAGAGAAGCGCUGAAGAGACAGAUUGAACUUCUACAAAAUCUCAUCAACAGACAUAAGAGCGUCCAUGGCGACACCCCAUCCACAAGAGUUGAGCAGAGGCAGCAGCCAGAAGCUCCGACAUCAGCCAGAGGUCACAGCGCAUCUGUCAUCCAGCCUGACAGCUCCAGAGGGAGGCCAUAUGCUCCUCAGAGCCACGGAAGUUGGAGGGAAACGUACUCGCUGAAAAACAAGAACCCCCAGUCCUCUGUUGGCCAUCCCUCGGCUUCUACCUCCUCCUCCUCCUCCGUUCAUCAGUCUAGUUCUCACAGUAUCUCUCACAGCACCUCACUGCCCAGCCACAGCAGAGGGGACGAGGGCGAUGGAGUCAAAACUGCCACUUUACCUUCAGGGCUCCGUCAUCAGAAGAGAGAAGGACAUGUAAAGAGCAUCACAGGGAUUAGAGGAGUUGCAACAGAGAUAAAAAACACAGACACUCUCAGUAAAACAGCGGCGGCUGUGUCUCCGCACGGAGAUGGAAAAGGAGUUUCGACAGGCGCUACCAUGCAACAUGAAAUGCUUCACAGACAGACUCAAGAACUUCAGCAGAGUUCGGCUGAGAGCAGGCACGUAGUCCUGCCACAAAAGAAACCCAGCAGAUCUUCAGAAGUGCCCUCAGCCAACACCUCGACCAGUUUGCAGAGCAGCCCUCAAGCAAAGACUAAACCUUCCCCAACAAGCAAAACCAGCACGGAGACUAAACGUUCUAUUACUGCGACAACUCCAGCUAUUCUCCCGACUAAGAAUACCGCACCACCCCCCUCUGCGCUGCCUAAAGCAUCAACACAACCUUCCAUUAACCCCACGUCUCACACCAGCCGGGGCCAAGUCGGUGCAUCCUUUUUGAAAAAAUCCAAGUUCACUUGGGUGAAGAGCCAGAACGUGGGAGGAGUGGAGCCUAAACAAGCUAGUUCGAUCUCCUCCCCCACAGGCAAAGCUGUCACUAGUUCCCCAACGUCAGUGUCAAAGGCUGGAGUUGCCACUGGAAGCCCCCCCUUAAUCCCAGUCAGUAAGAGAACCCCUGCCAAGAAGUUACCUCGAAAGCUGAGUCCCGUCACUGUAGCCCCCAAGACCUCCAAGUACAAAUGGGUCUCCUCCUCUGCAGGAGCACAAGCUAAAAUAUCUCGAAAAUCACUAUCGCCCCGAACCCUGGCUCCUCCCCAGAGAGCUCUGGAGAAGGGAGAGGCCACCAGGAGACUCAGAGCACCCUCCGCUCCCUCCGGCAAGAUUAAAAAGGGGAUUGCGGGUUCCUCUAGCAGCUCGUCGCCGAGUAGCCGUUACCGCUGGAAGGCUGGAGGUCAGAGCACCUCGGCAGCAGCGACAGGAGGGGCAACGGCGGCCCGUCGUAGAUCUGCUUUCCACUGGACGUCAGAAAAAGGCAACAAGGGAGUGAAAGGAGGGCUUCUUGCUUCCCCAGCUGUAAACCAACGUACCUCCCUUACGCCCUCCUCCUCCCCCGCUGGGUUCAAGCUCCGCAGCAGGAUGAAAAUCAUUAGGAAGUCUGCUAAUAGUGGAGGUGGAUCAGAGAGGGGGACCAGCCCAUCAGCAAUAAAGUUCUCCCCACGGGGCCGCAUGCAGAGCUCCACCAGGAGUCCCAUAGGAGUUAGGAGGACACCCUCCAGGGAGCUUGUGUCUUUUGGGAGACACAAGUUGAGGCGGCUCCCCACCACCUUCUCAAGGACAGGUCCCGCCUUCUCCUCCCACCGUAGCCCCGCCUCUUCUCAGCGGGUGUUCAGGUCGCCCUACAACUUGGUGACCCGCCCAGGCUCUGGCACCGCACACCCACUCCACUACAACCCUGCCCUCUCUUGGAGGGCCAAGAGGAUCCAGACUGCCAGGAGUUUCCUUCAGAGCCGCCUGCGAUCUCCCCACGACAGACACCCGUCAUCCUCUCAGCACUGGAGAAGAAGCAAGCAUGAAGGCAUGUGCUGGAUUCGUGGCUCCCUGUACCGGGUGUCAGCCAAUAAGCUGUCCCGCACCGUGGGGUCCAACAUGUCAAUCAACCGAACAGGAAGGUCUUUCAGCACCAGCCAGGCCUCAUCCAUGAGUCCUGCUUUCAACCGACCUUUCAGUACUCGUCAUCUAGCCAGCCGGGCAGUCCAACGGAGCCUCGCCAUAAUCCGACAUGCUCGUCAGAAGAAGCAGCCGAAGCAGUACUGCAUGUACUACAACCGCUUCGGCAAGUGUAACCGUGGCAACAGCUGUCCCUACAUCCACGACCCAGACAAGGUGGCUGUCUGCACCAGGUUUCUGCGAGGGACGUGCAAGCAGGCAGAUGGUACCUGCCCAUUCUCCCACAAGGUGGCAAAGGAGAAGAUGCCGGUGUGUUCCUACUUCCUGAAGGGAAUCUGUAACAACAGCGACUGUCCCUACAGUCACGUCUACGUGUCCCGCAAAGCUGAAGUGUGUGAGGACUUUGUCAAAGGCUACUGUCCAGAGGGAGAGAAGUGUAAGAAGAAACACACUCUGGUGUGUCCAGACUUCUCUAAGACGGGAUCCUGCCCUCGAGGAGCCCGCUGUAAGCUGCAGCACCGCCAACGAGCCAAACGAAGCACCAGCAGCACCUCCACCACCCCAGCCAAGAGAGCCCGAACGAAGGAGCACUCCAAGAGGCCCUGCCUGUCUGUCGUCAUCCCGCAGGUCUCUCAAGCAGCUCCACAGACGCCCACCGAAGGUCCCCUGGCGCUGCCAUCCUUCAUCUCCCUCUCCAGCUCCCCAGAGGAGGCAGACGCACCGGACACACUGCUGACUGAGACCUCACAGGUUAAAGAGAAAAAACUGCAGAUCAAGCCUCGGCUGUGAGACUACAGAAUCCAGCAGCCCUGGAAGGAAAAACGCUUAUCAGUUAUUUCUGUGCUCCAGGUUUGUCCUGACAGGUGUGUCUGUGUCUCUUCCCUCUGCAUUUUAUCACUCAGGGCCUGAAAGUUUUAAUUUUCUAUAUAAAUCUGUUUACAUAUCAAUUUGGGUGUUUGCAAUACGGAUUUUCUCAUCAGGCUUUGUACAUUUUAAAAGGACAAAUAAAACAUGAACUCUUACCGUG
Dicentrarchus labrax (European seabass) is the source of this 3152-nucleotide messenger RNA. It is a transcript of the gene zc3h3, whose product is annotated as zinc finger CCCH-type containing 3. Gene Ontology annotation, cellular component: nucleus. Gene Ontology annotation, molecular function: metal ion binding. The coding region runs from base 68 to 2914 and encodes 948 amino acids. The record is from RefSeq and is a predicted model, not a curated record. The transcript has 12 exons. Lineage: Eukaryota; Metazoa; Chordata; Actinopteri; Moronidae.